Molecule: messenger RNA, 850 nt
Organism: Cryptotermes secundus
Lineage: Eukaryota; Metazoa; Arthropoda; Insecta; Blattodea; Kalotermitidae
Product: 5-hydroxyisourate hydrolase
Exons: 7
Coding region: 60-812 (250 amino acids)
Biological process (GO): purine nucleobase metabolic process
Molecular function (GO): hydroxyisourate hydrolase activity
Source: RefSeq, a predicted model, not a curated record
UUUGCGAUCCUGUUGUAGGUGCUAGCUUACCGUAUGUUUAUUCGUUUUUGGGUUUGACGAUGUCUAAAAGAGAAGGUAGUAGAGCGCCUCGUUAUUUUCAGUUCUAUAAUGGAGAAUGGGAAAAGCUACCUAUAUUUAAAGGAUGGCUAGCACCAGUUCCUGACAACAGGCACAAGGCAUUUUGUAAAUACUGUAAGAAGGAAUUCCGUGCCCAUCGUACAGACCUCCGCACACAUGCUCGUUCAAGGAAACAUCAGAAGGCAGGAGAUAUGUAUUUCAGUGAUUCAAAAAAGGAUGAAAAUCCAGAUAUUAAUUCACAGAACGUGGCAGACAUUGACAGGAGUGAUGUCAACAGCAGUGAUGGCUGGGACGAAGGGGAUGCCAAUGUUGCUGAAGUGGAAGAUGUCCCUCCACCGUGUAUGGGAACAAUGGCUUGUAUGCAACUGAUGAGUGCUGAAAACCAAACUGUUGUGUCUGGUGGUGUUUCAACCCAAGUCCUUGAUCUGGUACGUGGUGUUCCAGUUAGUCGUAUGGCCGUCACACUUUGGCUAGAGUGUGGGAACUCGUGGACACAGAUAAGUGAAGGAAUUACAGAUGCUGAUGGACGCUGCACAAAUUUACUACAGCUGAAUGAAAUAGUUGCUGGCCGGUACAAGAUGCAUUUUGAGGUCAAAAAGUAUUUUACACUUGGCUUACAUGAUACAUUCUACCCCUUCAUUGAGGUUACUUUCGAUGUAUCUGACCCACUUGAGCAGUACCAUGUUCCAUUACUUCUCAGCCCAUUUGGAUAUAUGGUGUAUCGAGGAAGAUAAUUCACUGUCAUCUCAAUACUUUGAAACUUGUUCACUGU